Metschnikowia bicuspidata var. bicuspidata NRRL YB-4993 is the source of this 2610-nucleotide messenger RNA. Its product is annotated as SCF ubiquitin ligase complex subunit. The coding region runs from base 155 to 2125 and encodes 656 amino acids. Lineage: Eukaryota; Fungi; Ascomycota; Pichiomycetes; Serinales; Metschnikowiaceae. The record is from RefSeq and is a predicted model, not a curated record. The transcript has a single exon. Gene Ontology annotation, molecular function: protein binding.
CAAUCCAUGUUUUGCCAUCACAUUUAAGACCGUUCUUUUGGCUUGUUCCUGAUACCACACGAGCAGAACUCUAGUCCCAGAAACAGACCCGCAGAUAUUGGUAUUCACGACACGUAUUUAAUUUUUCUGAACAUCUUCUAAUCUCGAGUUUUAAAUGCACCAGGAUUCGCUUGGAAAUACUACGGAAAACGAGAAGCAAUCCACACAAAGAGGGGACACCAGCAUCAAUGCAUUGCCGUUGGAGAUUUUCAUUCUUAUAUUCGCCCAUGUUUCCCCAGUGGACCUUAAGGAUUUAAGAUUGGUGUGUCGUAAAUGGAAUGACGUGAUUCUGGACAAUGGGACAUGGAUCCGGGCGUUUGAUAACCGUCUAGGCACAGGCAAAAUUUUUGCAUCAACCACUCGAUCAAAUAUCUGGAUUCAGGAGUACUUUGGAAGGAUGGCUGCCAUUCGCCGAUGGGCUAAGGCAAAGGCUUUUUCGCGUCUGUAUCAACUUGUGAAUAAUCUGUUUGGGCGGAUCACUCAGGUUGAGACAGACUUUGUUAAUGACAGGCUCUUGACAUUUUCCCAGUUUUCCGGUACCAUAUCUCUGUGUUCAUUGACUCUGGGUAAAAAUCAAGUCUUCAUACCGGAGAGUAGCUUGUUUGGCGAGAUCGUAGCCUUCGACGUCACGUGGAAUUAUUCCUGUGUUGCCAAUACGAACGGAGGACUUUUUUUGAAAAACUUGAUCACCGCAACUGCGUCGGGCUCGAACCAAUCUUCGGUUAAAAAAAUAGCACAAUCCGAGUUUCCAUUUGCCGCAGUGAAACUCAACAAGUUCCUGGAUAAGAACAGGGAAAAACCUGAUGUUGUGUCACUAACUCAAGAUGGAGCUUUGAGUUUCUGGAGUAUAUCAGGGAAGCUUGUUGCCAAUUUGAACUUACACGGUACAACAUUAGACUUACGAACAGACUUCAAGACGGUAGUCGUUAUUUCUCAAGACUUUUUGCAUGUCAUCGAUCUCGUGCAGGCAACGGUUGUCACCUCAUUCCAACACGGUUGGCGCUUCAAUUCAUUACCAAUUGCGUUUGAAGUUGAUUUCCACGACCACAAUGUUGUUGUUGCUGACAAGACUCUGUUUAAAGUGUUUCACUAUAAUAAAAAGCAUUGCAAAAUUCUGGAAGAAAGUGCACCAGAGGGACUCUCGAUCAUCGAAGGGACCAUGCAAGAUGCCGGUUUUCCAAGAAAUCAAGAUAUUGCCGGAGGCGAUGGCCUUCUCUUUGCCCUCACCUUUUCAGAUGGAAGCGUUGGCGUUGUCAACAUACGAGACCUCGAUGGCACGAUUCCGUUCAAAACUCGAAUUUUGCCUUUUCGUGAUGAUCGUGCCCCACAAGGAAUCGAAUCCUAUACGAAGGUCGCAUUGAACAGCACCGUCAUUGCUAUUGGAGCAUUGGCAGAUUGGAUCCAUUUCUAUGAUGCCCAUUCUGGCAAAUACUUGAGGGAAGGGACAAAAAUUUCUAGAAAGUUCACGAGACAAGGAACAAUGCCCAUUCUGAAAAUUCAAUUUUCACCCAAUGGCUUCUCUGGCGUUGUUGUCAGUGAUGACGCUAUCCAGUAUUUCCGAUAUGGUGAGGACCUUAUAGUAAAGAAGAAGCCUUUUGCGCCACAGGCUGUUGAUUUGAAAUCUCGAAGAACAGUGAAUCAGCACAUCAAAUCCGAAAUGGCUGACUACAACGAACAGGUUAAUCAAAAGCUCCAAGAAGAUAUCCUUCUCGAUAAGUAUAACGGCGUUAAAUUCGACGACGAACAAGAUGAGCUUCGAGUUGCAUUGGCCUUGAGUAUUAGCUGCGGCCAAAACGGGCAGGAUGUGUUAAAUGAUAAGGAUGACAGUGAUCUUGCCGCAGCGCUAGCUUUACUGGAAGAAGCAUCUAAAAUGAACUCGUUUACACUGGAUGAAGAUCUAGAAUUGAGAGCUGCCUUACGAUUGUCGGAGUCGGAAAGUUAUCGUAGUGUUCAUGGGCUUGAAACAUCUCAAUCUGAGGGACUGAGCAAUUCCCUACAUAUGGACAGACAAUUGGAAUCGUUACAAAAUGAUUCAGAGGAUGAGGUCUUGCGGAAGAUAAUCGAGCUUUCCAUGUUGGAGCAGUAGAAGUGGGACAGGGUUUAAAAAAGUCACAGGGAAAACUGUCACUCGCAAUGUCCAUGAAACAUUCGAAAAAUUAGGUUUCAUGAGAUUGCCGAUCGAAUAUUUGACUAGGAUGGAGGUUCUCUGUUUUUCAUUGUCAGUGGUAAAGGUGAACAGCUAGUCACGGAGUUCAAAAGACGGGAAAGAAAUCCGACUUUUGCCAGCCACUGCAAUGGAAAUUUUGGUUUCGUUCAUAAUUGAAGUUUUGACUUCGAUGUUCUUCAUAAUUACAGAGGUUAGAAUGGGGCGCACCGCACGAGCAUUUGAUCUGAAACACUUUCGAUUACUGAGGCACGCUAGACAGGAAUCACAUACCUGCAUUGUCCGACCCAAGUUUCCCCGCAAAAAGCUGAAUAGACAAUAUAGUUUAACACAAAACACUUGCAGGCGUUUAUAUAAAAUCUGUUUCCUAUUCCCUGUGACAGCAACUUAUGAUUAUUCAUUCAAUC